Lutzomyia longipalpis is the source of this 1107-nucleotide messenger RNA. RefSeq names its product enoyl-CoA delta isomerase 2 (gene Dci). The transcript is spliced from 2 exons. The coding region runs from base 122 to 886 and encodes 254 amino acids. The record is from RefSeq and is a predicted model, not a curated record. NCBI's taxonomy places the organism in Eukaryota, Metazoa, Arthropoda, Insecta, Diptera, Psychodidae.
ACGAAUCUCUGCGUUAGUGGGGUAAUUACUUUAUCACUUUGACCGCUCUUAUUAUCUAUCAGAAACUCAUAAUAUUCUCAUUCUUUAUCAUUACCCCAAGUAAGUACGAAGAUUCUUCUAAAUGUCUGUGAUUCAAAUUGAAAAUCGAGGAAGGCUACGUAUCCUCACCAUAAAUAACAUCAAAAAGAGAAACGCUCUGAACAGACAAGGUUACUUGGAUCUUACAAAAGCCCUUCUGGAUGCUGACAAGGAUGACACUGUAACCGUCUUAGCUAUAACCGGAGCAGGAAACUUCUACAGCUCAGGCAAUGAUAUAGCUGGUGCAUUUUCCGAUCCAGUACCGGAGGAAGAGAGAAAGGCAAUUCUCACUAAUCUAGUCAAAGCUUUCUACACAUUCUCCAAGCUUUUAAUUGCAGUUGUCAAUGGACCUUGCAUUGGAAUAUCAGCAACAACUGCUGCUCUUUGCGAUGUAAUCUACGCGGAGAAAGAUGCUUACUUCUACACUCCAUUCACAUCUCUCGGCCUGUGUGCUGAGGGGUGUUCAUCUGUGACAUUCCCAAGGAUUUUGGGAAAAAGUAAAGCAAAUGAAAUGCUCCUGUUGAACCAUAAGCUAACAGCCCAGGAAGCUCUUCAGUUUAAUUUUGUCUCUGAGGUGUUCUCCAUGAAGGAUUUGAAUACAAAAAUAUGGCCAAGAAUUGAGGGUUUUGCCAAACUACCCUACAAAUCCAUUAUGACAACAAAAAGUUUAAUUAAAAGGUUUGAGACUGAAGAGUUAGAGGCGGCUAAUAUUGUUGAAAAUGAAGCCCUUGGAGAAAGGAUUACAUCGGAAGAAUGUAUUCAAGCUGCAAUGGAAUUCAUGCAGAAAAAAGUAAAAUCUUCUCUAUAAAUUAAGGAUAUUGAAGAAAAUAAUUACGGGUGAUGGUGUUAAAAGCGUAUGGGAGUAAAGGAGUUCCUUCCGGAUACAAGAAUUUUUGAAGAAGUGAGGAUAUUGUACUAAGAGUACAAUGUUAAAGGAUAAAAAAUCUGGACGAUUGUGAAAAAUAAGAUAUUAUUCAUGGACAUGGGUUAUUUUUACCAAUAAAAGAAAAAAGUUUAUAAUUUUAAAAA